CCCGUCCAGGACCGCGUGGCUGAUAUACAUACAACAAUACCAAUGCUUAGCUCUCAGCUAUGCAGUCGAUAUUUGCAAAUGAAAACUCCCUUUUCACGUUUGAACGCCCAUAUCCCGUACAUGCGUGAGGUAUAGAGUCAACUGGCGAUACAGUGUCGUAGAGUGGGCCUAACACAGGCGAUAACUCGGCUCAGCUCCUGCUUCCUAGAUCAUUUUGGAUUUAUUCUCUUGAAGGAUUCUACUUUUAUCCAAUUCAUGAAUUGAUAUGACUCCAUAUUUUCUGUCAUAAACGACAAGAUAUAUACUGAUAAAAAGUUUUGUGUGUGGAAAACUUCUAUAAUGGCAAAUCAUGGGUUCGCGCGUUUUUAAGAAGGGACGUCGGAAUCCUGCGUUCUGUUGUGUGCUGGAACUACAUGGAUAAUUAUGUGAUUAUUAGGCAUAUGAAGUUGUUCUACGUUGAUUUAAAAUGACUGCGGAGUGUUAUUUGGAAUUGAAGUUGCUGUCUGUCGCAUUCAUCGGAUUAUUCCUCUCUCUCUUACUGGGGUUUCUGACCAGUACCAGUGCCUUUCCCGAAGACGACAGCACAAAGAUUCCAUUUUUUAAUCCACGUCCUACAAACGUGUCCUACAACACAGGUGAAACCGCCGUCCUCUCGUGCUCCGUGAUGAAUGUCGACGCUCGAUACGUCGUUUGGAGGCGUACCUCGGAGCCAAACCCCAUCAGUUUUGGAGAGUAUAUCUACAGUCCCGACCCACGUUUCAACGUCAGCAGAAACCCCCGGAGACACGAAUGGAAUCUGCGUAUCCGGGACGUCCAGCUAACGGAUGGAGGCGUGUACGAAUGCGCCAUCUCAUCACGGAAGAAGUACAUCCGUCAUGUUUUACUCAGGGUCUACGAGCGGCCGACCACAGCCAAGCCAACCGUUUCAAUGACAGGGUCAAAGUUUGUGACCAAAGGGGAGACAAUCAGUUUACAGUGCAAUGCAACGGGCUCAUAUCAUGCCCCGGAUGACAUAGACUGGUUUAAAGAUGGGAACAAAUUAAUCCCAAGUGUUACGAACAAUAUAAAAGUUAAUACUGAGCUCAAGUAUGAGGAUCGGACGCUUACCAGUAUGUUAGUGGUGAAGCACUCUAAGUUAGAGGACGCCGGGAUUUACGUGUGUCGCAGCACAGACCUGGAGAUCGCCAGCAAUCAUGUUCACGUGCUGGAUGAAGGGGAAUCACGUCAUAACGUCAAAAGAGUGUCCGGUACGUCCAAUGGUGGAAAAAAUCACUGCUGUAUUACCUUCUCCAGCCAUUUUGCAAGAAUAUUAGCCGUUUCAUUGACAUUUAAUUAUCUGAUACAACAACUGGCGAAGACGUGACAAACACUAUACGGACACCCAAAGGAUGCUCACCUUCUCGUUCUCACUAUAACGUCCAUACAAUAUGCAAGGGAGCAGCAAGUCAUCAUUGGUUUAUCUCCUCUGCGCUAGCUGGUUCAUUUCGAUUAAGCUAUCAAUACAUUAUAGUUCAGUUUAAGUGUUUAUGAUUACAAAGUAAUAAGUUUAUUUAAAAAACAAUUGAUGAUUUUGUUACUCAAAAUACCAUAUUAGCAGUCGUUAUUAGAUUUGAUCAACUAAAUCAGCUACUGGUUUGGAAAUGAAGUUAAAUUGUAUGUCUAGCUAUUGCACAUUGAUAUUGAUAUACCGUAUACCAACGCCAUUGGCCGGAUUUGUAAAUUUGCUUAGAUUUUUGUAAGCCGAAUGCAUUUUUGGAAUUGGACAGUCUAACAAGGUUCAAAAUGCAUAAAUAAUGUUUAUGUCGUAGGUCAGUAUAUUCAAAACACCUGACAAAAAUCUUAAUACUCACUGUGCAGUUUUAGUUAUGUAUUUUAGUAACUCCGAACAAUAUCUUUCAGUUCUAUACAGACAUAUGGGGAGAGAGAUAUUAAUACAUAUUAUUUAUAUAUGAGAAGUUUUAUUGCGUUACGUUAAGUUGUUUAUGAAUUCAAUAAUUUAUAACUUAUUAUGAUAAAUUGUAAAUUUGCUUAGUUUUAUGUAAGCCGAAUACAUUUUUGGAAUUGGACAGUCAAACAAGGUUCAAAAUGCAUAAAUGUAAACGAUUAUGUCGUAGGUAUCUUAAUACUCACCGUGCAGUUUUAGUUAUGUAUUUUGUAUAAAACUCCGAACAAUAUGUUUCAGUUCUAUACAGACAUAUGGAGAGAGAUAUAUGUCUGCAUAUUAUUUAUGUAUGAGUAGUUUAUAAUGCGUUAUGUUAAUUUGUUUGUGAAUUCAAUAAAUGAUAACUUAUGAUGAUAUUAUUUUUCAUGAAAUGUUCUAGUGUAUAUGAUACCGUGUGGAAACAUUAUCUAUAAGAUUUAUAUAAUUAUUGCCUUCAUAGAAUAUGAAUGAGGCUGUCAUGUAUGCGUGUGGUGUGUACUGACGUGCGUGUGAAUGUGAGUGUGCAAUAUGUACGUAUGUGUUGUAAAAUGGGUAAAUAAACGGAAAUAUAUAUUUACAUCAAGUUUUGGUCAGGUUUUGAUGAAAAUAUCUUUUAUCGAUUUCUAUCAAGACAUAAUAGAUUAAUAUCUGAUGAAAUGGAGGUAUUUUGAUCAUUCAAAUAUUCGAUACAUUCAGUAAACACUACAGCGAGUAGCCCUUAACCAAUACAUUAUAACAAUACAAAUGUCAGACAGUGCACACAAUUACAAAAAACAAUCCGAAACAGAAAUGGAAUCAAUUGUAGUCCUGUUUUUAACCAAUAAGAAUAUGUAAAUCAAAAUAGUGAAACAGUUCAACUGUUAAAUCAAUUAAUUUCGUCCAAAAGUUUUUACUAGCUAAUACAAAGCUGGCUCUUAACUGCUUUGUUAUAUUCAAAAAUGCAAAGUUAACAGUCAAUCCGUUUCAAAUAUUUCAACCGAUAAUACGAGAUUAAAAUAUAUAAAUAUGUUUAACACAAACACAAUCACGGUUUGUACCAAGAAUCAGAGUCAGUAUUCGUGAAACCGUUGUCAUGCUAAAGCAUGGAUUCUGUGCUCAAACACACAUUCCGGUCGAGAUGUCAGUUUUAAACAUUGAAAACAGUUUUUCUAAUUAUUUUCCAAAUCAUUGACAAAUUGAAUACUCACCGAAACAAGAAACAAGGGUUUCAAUCAAGAAUCCGAGCUAGUACAUGAGAGCGGUUUCGUGAAUAAGGGCCCUGAAGAUAAAAUUGUUAUAUUCAAAUUUGAUUUUAACAAAUUUGUUUCAAAUGUACCCUGUAAAAGAUUUAGACCUAAUUUGAUAACGCUCUUGUUCUAAUUUUACAUACUAAAGACAUAACAGAAUUAGAUUUUUUGGAUUAUUAGAUUUAAAUAUUUGUUAAAUUAAUUGUUGUUCUGCGACGAAAAAAACAACAUGUGUCAUGUAGUAUAUAGAGGAAGAUGGUUAAUUUGUUGAUCAUGUAUAUUUAACUUCACUAGGUUGAUAUCAUCUAUACAAGAUAUAUACAUUAUAUGACUACCACAUGUAACUGAUGUAUGCUUAGGAACUUUGCUGGUACAUGAACACUAACAUGUAUGUACAUGUUAUUGUAGUAAUCAGAAAACUUUUAGAAAAGAGCGUUAUUGAUAAAAUAACAUUUUGUCCAUCAGAACCUGACUAUAGCUCUACAGCCAUAACUACGUGUGUAACACAUUUAUCAAAGAGUGUAAUGGUCAUUAUCGGUAAAUGUCUGGUAUUUUCAUAUUUAUGACAUUUUUAACCUCGUGUGAUUUAGUUCCUGUUUAUAAUUGAUCUUUUUAAACACAUAUUGUUGAUAAUAACGUUGUAUGUAUUCUUAUGUUUUAUAUUUCAUGUAGCUUGAUAUGCAAGUACGACGGUAGUGAUACAGCCUAUCUACAAAAUGUGUUGUGUCAAUAAUAUCAGUAGUGUUUCAUCAAUCAUACUAUGGUUAGUUAAUUGUUAUGGCACUUUGGUUCUCUUGUAUACCAAAAAUACAUUUGUUUUAUAUAAUAUGAUAGACCAUAUGACAAGUUUGAUAACGACACAGAGCGCGAUAAUUGACCCCCUUCCAUGAACAUGUGAAAAACAAUCAUUUAACCCAUCGCACGUGUACUGCCCUAGUGAGACGUUCGGAUGGGUCACGUGAUAUGAUCAGGUGCUCGGGAAGUGUAUUUACUACCACGUGACAACCGUCGUGAGAUCACAUGUUACAUUCACCGACAACGCCCACACGAUAUUACCCACUUCAUACAUGUAUCAUGUUAGUAAGAAAUGUUUAUAUGUGAGAUCUACUUAUAUAUGUGACAGUUGUGUUAAAGUAGAGACUAAAUACUGUUAAAUUGCAUGGUUACUUAAACUCGGAGCUUAUUUGCCACUUUUAUAAAAAAAAAUCCAUCAAAUUAUGCUCGAAGUAUUGGUUUUGUAGCUUCUGAAUUUACAAAAUGUGUUCCUUUUUUGUCGACUGUUUAUGAGCAAUGUUGUUUGGUUGCAAUUCCUUUAAGUAAAAAGAUUUUAUUUCAAUUAUUUCCUUGCUAUGACUUCCAUCAAAUGUAAUUAAUUGGUCUGCUUCUGAUCAUUGAAUAAGUUAAGUUAUCUAAAUCUUGGAUCGGAACAGUUUAUAAUGAGUUGUCCCGACAUUAAUAUUUCUCAAAUAUCUUUAAUUUCCCACACAAACCGCUAAUAAUAAAUGUUCGAUAGAAUCCUGGCGUGCGAUGUCUGUUUCCUCUGUCACGUCUAAUUCUGCUCACGCACGUGUCAAUGCACGGCCAAGCGACCCGCCUGUCUGCGUGUGUGUGUGUUUGGACUGAAAGUAAAUAUACCUCAAUAUUACUGUACAUGUUCGAUACGCAAAUAUAUUUUCUUAUAUGAUGAGAGAAACGCAUUAUUGUAAUUAGUUUAUUUAAAUAUCAGUCAAUGUGACUGGGCCAUUACUAUUUAUUAAAUUUGUAUAUAAAAUGUAUAAUGAUUUGUACGAUUGAAUCAUC
This is a messenger RNA of Mizuhopecten yessoensis (Yesso scallop), 4947 nucleotides long. RefSeq names its product lachesin-like. The record is from RefSeq and is a predicted model, not a curated record. Gene Ontology annotation, biological process: synapse organization. The transcript is spliced from 8 exons. NCBI's taxonomy places the organism in Eukaryota, Metazoa, Mollusca, Bivalvia, Pectinida, Pectinidae. The coding region runs from base 467 to 1363 and encodes 298 amino acids. Gene Ontology annotation, cellular component: neuron projection membrane.